UUACAUGAGGUCCUAUUUAGCCUGGGUGAAUUUCUGAAUUUCGGAGCUUUUUCAGGAGGGAAACUUCACGGGUUUUUUUUGUCCCGAGAUAAAAAUAAAUAAAUAAAUAAAAUAAAUUAUAAUAAUAAAAAAGAAAUAAAAUAAAAACCUAUUGAAAUAUAAGCCUUUAGAGUAAACCAUAUACAUUUUCACAUAAAUAAGGGAAGUAAGUCAUGUCUGGUAUUGCCUUAAGUCGACUUGCUCAGGAAAGAAAAGCCUGGCGAAAAGAUCAUCCCUUUGGGUUUGUGGCAGUGCCAACAAAAAACCCAGAUGGGACGAUGAAUCUCAUGAACUGGGAGUGUGCCAUUCCAGGGAAGAAAGGGACUCCAUGGGAGGGAGGCUUGUUUAAAUUGCGGAUGCUCUUCAAGGAUGAUUACCCUUCAUCCCCUCCAAAGUGUAAAUUCGAGCCCCCUCUGUUUCAUCCUAAUGUAUAUCCAUCUGGCACAGUGUGUCUAUCGAUUCUAGAGGAAGACAAAGACUGGAGGCCAGCAAUUACUAUUAAACAGAUCUUGUUAGGAAUUCAAGAACUUCUUAAUGAGCCAAAUAUCCAGGAUCCUGCUCAAGCAGAGGCAUAUACAAUUUACUGCCAAAACAGAGUAGAAUAUGAAAAGAGGGUUCGAGCACAAGCCAAAAAGUUCUCCCCACCAUAAGCUUCAAGUUCACCAACAAUGGAAGGGGAUCGGUUUGACAAGAUUAUAUUUUUUUUCUUAUUUUUUUCCCUUCCAAAAAGUUACCCUCUUGUGGUUUGGCAGACUCGCUGAAGAACUGGUGAAGCUAAACUGCAUUGUGUGCCAUUUACUAUGUUUGCCACUCGCAUCAAAGUCCCAGAAUGAGUAUUUGCUAAAUUGGCUUAAAAAAAAGUGUGUGUAAUAUAUAUACACUUUUUUUUUUCCUUCACACAGGGUUGCUUCCUUCAGUCUUUGUAUCUUUGUUUUCAUGGUUUUAAUGAUGUAAAACUUGCUUUUAUUUUAAUAUGUCAGUAUUUCAACUGCUGUAAAAUUAUGAACUUUUAUACUUUCUAUGAAUACACUAGUGUCUAUAGAUUACUUUCCAUCUGAUGCAGCCUUGUAUUCAGCAUGUUGUAAUAAGUGCAUUUUGUUGCCUUGACAAAAAAAACAGUACUAUAACAUUUGUUGUGCUGCACAAUGGCCACAGUGAUUCAAAGGCAGACAAUGGCUUAUUUCUGCAUCAGAUUCUUUGUCUUUUAGAUUGUGUUUUGUCCAUGUAAGUGUUUAGAGUAAAUAAACUGUUUAUACAAA
Messenger RNA from Acipenser ruthenus (sterlet), 1298 nucleotides. Its product is annotated as SUMO-conjugating enzyme UBC9-B. Gene Ontology annotation, cellular component: nucleus. Bases 213 to 689 code for a protein of 158 amino acids. The record is from RefSeq and is a predicted model, not a curated record. Lineage: Eukaryota; Metazoa; Chordata; Actinopteri; Acipenseriformes; Acipenseridae. Gene Ontology annotation, molecular function: SUMO conjugating enzyme activity. Gene Ontology annotation, biological process: protein sumoylation. The transcript has 7 exons.